AUGGAGAUCCCCCUGUGGACCCUGUUGUUGCUGUGUCUCUUUGUCCCAGGGCGCUGUGACUGCCAACGGGACUGUCUCUCCUGCGGACGACUCCUUCCCGAAGAGCAGAGCUACAGCGCACUGGUUUGUCUCAUUGAGUGCAAGGAAAAAGCCUCUCCAGCCCUCACUUGGGAUCUCUGCCGCCAGUUCAGAGAUCUUUCCCGCUUGCGCUCCUUGUCCGCAGAAGGAGCGGUUCUGAAGAAGGGGGUGGAUCAGCUGCCUGCCUUGUCACCUGUGGAUUUGGAGGAAGGAGAACAACUGUUCUCUGAAGCCCUACAGCGUUUCCACCACGUGGCACGAGCCCUUGGUGCUGACAGAUCGGUCUCAGGGAGGGAAGGAGACGUGGAACUGGAGUCACCGGAGGAGGGCGACACCGAGGACUGGGAUGAAGAGGACAAAGUAGCCGAUGGGGAGUCUGACGGUGCCGGGAUCAGCCUGUCCAAACGCUUCGGAGGGUUCCUGAAAGGCAAGUACGGCUACAGGAAGCUGAUGGGUCCCGGACGGCCACUGCAGAAGCGCUAUGGGGGAUUCAUAGGGAUCCGCAAGUCUGCUCGCAAGUGGCACAACCAGAAGCGCUUCAGCGAGUUCCUCAGGCAGUACCUGGGCAUGAGCACCCUGACCACCGAUGUCACCCGACAGAACGAGAUGUAAGGCCCAACCUGACCACCCAUCCCCCACUUACCUCAACACUCACAGCCGUAGCAACAAUCACCACCACACCCACAUGGAUAAUAAAAACUACAAAUGCAGAUUUAAAAAGCAAAUAAGUGUGUAAUACCUUUUUUCACUGUAUAAUCACUGGAAAUACAAGCAGGAACGGGCAAAUCAAUGCAUAAAAUAUAUCUUCAGACGGAACUCAAGAAAAGCAUUUUGAAAGUGUCACAACGAGUCAAUGCAACAAGUCCUUGUCCAUUUUGUUAAUAAUUACAUACCUGAAUGUGUAAUAAAACCAUUUUGAGAA
Molecule: messenger RNA, 1000 nt
Organism: Scleropages formosus (Asian bonytongue)
Lineage: Eukaryota; Metazoa; Chordata; Actinopteri; Osteoglossiformes; Osteoglossidae
Gene: pnocb
Product: prepronociceptin b
Exons: 2
Coding region: 1-690 (229 amino acids)
Biological process (GO): neuropeptide signaling pathway; chemical synaptic transmission; sensory perception
Cellular component (GO): dendrite; neuronal cell body; axon terminus
Molecular function (GO): opioid receptor binding
Source: RefSeq, a predicted model, not a curated record